GGAGGGGAGGGGAGGGGAGGGGAGGGGGGCAGGGAGAGGCAGGACGCGGCUUCCGCCAUAUUGUAUGAGCGGCCCUGAGGCAGGCCGGCACCGAGCCCGGGACAGCAGCGCAGCGGCACUCCGGCCCUCGGCAUCAUGUCAGAGACCUACGAUUUCCUGUUUAAGUUCCUGGUUAUCGGCAGUGCGGGAACAGGGAAAUCAUGUCUUCUUCAUCAGUUUAUUGAAAACAAAUUCAAACAGGAUUCCAACCACACGAUUGGAGUGGAGUUUGGAUCGAAAGUAGUUAAUGUUGGUGGCAAGACAGUUAAACUACAGAUCUGGGACACAGCAGGGCAAGAGCGUUUCAGGUCGGUAACGAGGAGUUACUACAGAGGAGCAGCAGGUGCACUUUUGGUAUACGACAUCACAAGCCGUGAGACCUACAAUGCACUCACAAACUGGUUGACAGAUGCCCGGACCCUUGCCAGUCCUAAUAUCGUCAUAAUUCUCUGUGGGAACAAGAAGGACUUGGAUGCUGAUCGGGAGGUCACGUUCCUGGAGGCUUCGCGCUUUGCACAAGAAAACGAGCUGAUGUUCCUGGAGACCAGUGCACUGACUGGGGAAAAUGUGGAAGAAGCAUUUCUGAAAUGUGCAAGGACCAUCUUAAAUAAAAUUGAAUCAGGUGAGCUUGACCCCGAGCGCAUGGGCUCAGGCAUCCAGUACGGCGACGCCUCGCUACGCCAACUCCGGCAGCCCAGAAGCAUGCAGACACAAAACAAGCAGCAGUGUAACUGCUAGGCACGGUGGCCGUGACUCGAUGCUGUGGAGCUCAUGUAAAAGCAGUGCUGCAAGUUGAUCGGUUCGAUGGAAACCUUACGACCAGGGGGUGAAGCACUGGCCUUGGUUGGUUUAUCUGGGGGGUUGGUGCCUUGCCUUGAGGUCUAAUGACUCCUUGUACAGUAUACCGUGUGUCAUCUGCCUGUUCAGUGAGCUAUCCUCCCAGUUCUAAUGUUUUAUAUAACUGUAUCCCCAUUGGUUAGCUUUCCUAGCCACAUGACUCCAUAGGGUGUAAAGAUGAAAAAUAAUAUCCUCUUUUUUUUUCAAAAAGAGACCACACAAAAUGUGUUUAUGUGUGUGGAAUGGUUUAGAGUCUCCCAUUUAAUUUUUAUUUCAGUGAAGGGUAAUGCUACUUAAACCCAAGACUAUACUGGCAAGCUCUGUGCAAUAGGCUUUACCCACCACCCACCAUUCUGAGUGUAAUUACUAGUCAAAUUGGUCAAUGUAGAUAGACUUACUCCAUUCUCACCUAAUCGCAACCUGUUGUGCUUCAGCACGAGCAGCACAAUAACAUUUAAUUUAACUUUGUUUGACUAUUGCCAGCAUAAUCAAUCCCAAAUCUGCGAGGGUAGCACUACUUUUUUUUUUGCACUGGGUGAAUUGGUUUCUCGUUCUCUGGUUUUAAUCAUCAGGGGUGGUGUGCAGCCUGCUGACCCAAAAUGCUGUCGCUUGUCCUGACUUUCAAGCCUGCUUCCUCCUUCCCUGAUAACCCUGCGUAUCUGACAGAGCAAGGGUGUACCCUACCCCCUUCACUCUGUCCUGCAUUGCAAGGGUUGGACUUUGAACGGAAGAGAUGGCAAGGGCUGUGCAGCCUGCUUCACAGUUCAGGCCGAUCGUGACCAAGUGCACUGCCAGUCCUUUGGUUUCCUUGUCACACUUGCCAGUCGUGUGAUAAGCUCCCAGUCGUGGUCCUGAUGCAGCUAUUUGAGGACGGGGGUCCCAGCUUCCCAAGAAAUAUGAAGGAAUUCCUCUAAUUUGUGGGCAAGUGUUUAGUGCUCAUUGGGUGGGGGGGUGGGGAAUGCUGAUUCUCUGACAGUUAUCUUGAGGAUGACCUAUCCCUCCCACAGAGUUCACAGCAGGUUAUGACUUCAAUUUGUGGCUGAAUGUGGCAGGGGUUGGGUAGGGUUGUCCAGGUCCUGUUGUGUUCCAAUAUGAAGGUAUAUACCACCUACAUUCCUGUACUGUCCAGAGUAUUGAGGCUGAGCCUCCAAGCCCUCUUCUCCACCACUGGGAACAGUUCCUGGUAUGAUGAUGGACGGCAUUCUCAACAAGCAGCCGCCAUCCCCUGCAGCUGCCUUUAAAAUUGGCAGGCUCUUCACUACCCCACUCACGUACCCCAACGACGACGCUGAUGAAUAAAUCUGAACCCUUCGGUCGUUCAGAGUUGCUGUUCAAGUGGCUUCAUCCACCUUGAACAUUUCAUCUGUGAUCCAAUAUCUGGUUUUAUUCUCAGUCUCAGCUGUACAUCCCUAUCACCCCUCUCCCCACCAAACUCGGAGCAACUGAAGAGCAAGAAGUUUACUGUACUAAGUAUUCCUUUCAGGGGUUCCCAAUCCACCGACCCCUUGCUUAAUGGUAAUGCUAAGGCUUAGAUUGUGGGAAGAAAACCAAGUUGUUCCUCAGCCAAUCCUGCUUCCUACGAAUCUCCUGUCCCGUUGCCUUGUUGCAUUAGUUGCUGCAGCAUUCCCAACCGAAUUAGUUUCUGCUGGCACACUCCAAAGAUGGGUCUAACCUGCCUAUACUUAUCAGACGAGUGGAGGGACGUUCCUUGCCACACAACCAUUGUCACGAAGACAGAUAGAUGAGGGCUGCAGGGAGGCUGAAGCAGUUGCUAACAGCAGGCAGUGCCAUUUAACAUACUAACUCUUCCAGGAGGCAAAUUCCUUGAGCCUUAGAGUUGAGUAAACCCUACAUGAUUGGGUGUUGGCUGUUGCAGCACCCACGAUCUGGUAUGUGGGCAGAGAGCAAAGCUGAACUUGCACCUUGUGUCCCAAGUUUAAGUAGCCCUGUAGCAUUCAAUGUCUCUGUUCAGACAGGGUGAAUGACCACGGCUAGAGUAGCAGAGUAGUCUUUGACCUUAGAACAGUAUCCAGUAAGAAAUACCAAUGAUGGCUAGGGAGAGGGGUUCAGACGAUGUAUAGACAGCAACCUUUUGUUUAUUUCUGUGCUGGUCUGUGAAAUGUCCUCACCAGUUCUUGUUCCAGUUGGGCCUUUUGACCACUCCAACCCUGCAACUGCGAAGUAGUCGUUAACUAUCUGUGGACACUUCUGAGGGGCUUCUAAAGGGCGGUCGUCUUGUUUUCUCCACUACGCUUUCCCAGGGUUGCUGCACCUCAAAUGCAGGAGUUCUGUUCCAUCUUAAUUUCAACCUAAUGUCAUCAGAGCAUAGGCCUCCAUUCACUGUUGGACGGUACAGUAUAUCCAUAUGCUACACCUCUGGGAAUUGAGUUGUGUUAUUUUCAUCCUUAGAAUUCUUCAGCCUAGUCCAAUCCUCACCCUGUCUCCACAUGAACCAAAGAUCAUAGCUGGUCUCAGUUAAGCAACCAAGCCCAAAUUAAGAGAAUCCCACUUGAGUGAACUGUCCUUGGGGCAAGAAAUUUUGCCACACGUGUGUUGGCCAAAUCCAGAUACAAAGUGUCUUUUCCAAAAGUGGGAAGAAUAAGGAUUCAGAAUGAGCACGGCUGACAUAAUCUACCUGCACUGUACCUCCCCAGCUCUAUCUCACUCCACCUCUCUUGGCCUCUCCCUCCUGCUUCCACCCAUCCCCCUCUCAUGUUGCUCCCCUCCCUUGUCCGCUCUCUCACACAAGCAUCAUUUAUAAUUAUCACCAAAUGAGAUCUUCCCUCAGCAGGCUGACCAUCGAUCCGCUGCUCCCCUCUGGGACGAGAGAACAGCUUUUGGAAUUUAUAUCAAACUGAGCUAGCACCUUUAUAAGUGAUGGCUGGAAGUAAGCAAGCAGGAGGUACAUAUCAGACAGUUGUAUAUGGACGUCUCCGUAUGGUCUAUAUACCACAUCAGUCAUAAAUGGUAUAAAUCAUAUAUGCAUUCUAUCAUCCAGUCAUGGACUAAUACCAUUAAGCGAGGAAUCCGUGGACCCCAGCUUGGGAACCUCGAUCUACUGUAUACGAACGCGUUCCAUUUCAGUGCCGACACACACCGGGGUUGCGAUAAUGAUUAAAAUGUGCAGUUUGGUACUGGCAGUUUAUGAUGUCGCCUGACGUCGAGUGUGUUAGAGAAUGGGUUGACGCGUUUCCUGGGUGGACGCUGUGCCCUCUGCUUCCCGCUGCUAGUUUCCUCACCCGCUGCCUCCCACGCCAACCCUCUCAUUAGUGUGAGCAGAGCGCGCUCGGUUUCUGCACUCGUUCACCGAGGAAGCGGCCAGCCCCUGUGGCGACGUUUGAAAGUAGACACUGUCCCUUGAGGAAUGGCUGGCGACAGAGCCUCCGGUGCAAGCUCCCCAAGUCGGUCAGUGGCUGCCAGCCGGACCUUGGCCAUUGGUGAAACCAGCUGCAGCCUCUGCUUUCGGGACCUAGGCUGAUGGGUGGUGGAGCGGCUGCUCUCUCUGACUGAGGGGGAGACUUUCUGACUGCCCCUCAUGCUUUUUAACAUUACCAACAUCACUGAUUAUGUGCUACAUGAAGUUAGUAUAUUCAAGACCCACCUCCCUCUCCCCAGACCUGGGAGAACUGCUUUUAGCUUCUGAUGGUUGAUGAGUCACCACGAGGCCCUUUAAAAUAUCCAGCUGCCUGAAACCCUCCCCUGUGAGGUCAUCACAUAGAAUUGCUAACCUUGUACUCUCAGACAGAUGCUAAUUGCAGUUGCAAUUCAUGCCUGAGGAAGCCAUGUCAUAUUUAACACUGUCACCAUAGCUGGACACUCCCCUCCCUUCCCCCAAACAACUCUGUAGAUAAUACAUUCCAUGCAACCCAGAAAAUGUUGUGUUUUCUGUCACACUUUUUUCUCUUGCUUUCUGUAUGUCACCUUCUUCCCCGUCCUUGGUCCCGAAUAAAAAUGCACGCAAAGUCUUACAUUUAGUGAACAUCCUCCUAUUGGACAAUAAAGCAGCCUUGUCCGAUCCCAAGAAGCGUUUGCAGAGAUAAACUGGAACUGUAGUUUCCCUCAACUGAUGACACAGUGUUUCAUUAACCGAUGGAAUUUCAUCUUAAUCUGAAAUUACAAAUUUAAGUCAUUUUAACCUAUGUUUUUAAAAAAUAACUUUUAAGAGCAUCUUAUCAAUUAAUAACUCCCAAUAUCUCUUAAGAGCAUCUUACCAGCAGGUUUCUAUUCAGAUUUUACUGACUGCAUAAUUAGUAAAUAACCCAGCGUUAUUUACUAAUUAGCCAGUUAGUCCGGCAUAGUUCGGGAAGGAAGUGAAAGGAGUAACUAGUUCAGGGUCUCCAAGGCCAGCUGAUUAUUUGUGUUGUGUCAUGCAUUGGGCCAUUUACAGACCCAGCGCACUGAAUCAAGUGCAGUGCGUCUGUAGCGCACCACUGGGUGACCAUCCUGCCACAGUGCAGGUCAGACAGAGCCUCCGGAAUUCUCCCACACCAUUGCAUGAAGACCAGUCAACAACUGCAGUACAAUCCUCAGCGGGCCAUUGGUAUGGUGCAAGGAGUAAUUGAUGGAGCUGACGGGAGGGUGGGAGACCAGGUUUCGUCACCAAAGUUUACGGGCUGUCUUUGUUUAAAUUUGCUCUUGCCCUCAUCCCACAAAAGAGAGUUAGCACUCACGUGCUUAGCCAGUUACUGAAGGCUUUGAAAUUCAAUGAUGUAAUAUCGCUUCUUCUGGAAACUUUUCCUUUUGAAUUUCCUUCUGACUUUUUCCCCUCCUGAGGUCUGGUGCACACAGAUUCCUCUCACUGCUCUCCCGCAUGUGGUGACGUUCAGGUGGUUACCUCAAGAUGAGAGAAUUACACAAGCCCCCCCCCCCCCCCCGGACAAAUGGACUGAAUCUAAGUCCGUACUUGUGUCGCCAUCAUAAGGCUUGAGCUAAAGAACGAAAGCCCAUCCAUUGCCAGUACCCUUUUCCUCCUGAUGUACGGUUGCAUUGUUUUAAAUAACUUUGUCCGGAUGCAUCCACAAGGCAGGAAUCUCUGAUCUGCGCUGUCGGUGGAGCAGAGAGUAGGGACUCCAGAACUUGCGAGGAGGUUUGGAUGGAAGGAAUAUCACAAGAAGGUUGGUGUGAUGCCCCCUGUAGUUGGACAUCUUGCUGGCUCUCCAUAUUAACAGCAAGAGUGACUACUUUAGAAGUCUGUGGGUGGGGCCCCUUCCCUCUGACACAGGAGAAGGAUGAAUGCUUGGAUGAGGGAGGAAACACCACAAAACCUUUUUCCAUAAAAUACAGGAAUCUUACCCUGUUACACCAUAAACCAGUUGUUCUCCAAUCAGCCAGCCCACUCCAACCCCCCCCCCCACCACCUUGAUUCCAUGGAUUUUCCAAUAAUUUGUCAUACAUUCUCAGAAACAGGAUCCGAAGGCUUUCUUGUGGUCUUCCCUGGAGCUGCUGUUUCUUCUUGCUGGAAUUCCAGCAGAUUCCCUGACUGCCAGGCUUCAAGACAACCAGUACUAUUGUGAGGUAGCUGUUGGCAUACUGCUUGAUGGGUUCUGUACAUUUGGAGCAUAUCUGUAAAUAGGUUUACCUUUUCCUUCCCAUUGGUGUUUGCCAGGGUUAUUUAUUCUUACCUACGUUGUUGUGUUUAUUUGCUGCACAUCAAAGUGUUUGCACAAAGGAAGUUGGUGAGACCCAGGUUGGUAGCUGGACCUAACUGAGUUCUGUCGUGUUUUAAGGCGGUUGUUUCGCUGGUGUUUUAGCGCCCGUCCAUAGUGUUGUUUAAAAAAGGGACUGGUAUUCUGUGCUUUGCAGUUCCAGGUGCCUGUGUGCCACACUGCCCUUCAGGGCUGGAUGUGCUCCCUAGUGCCUGCACACGUCAUGUUGGCCACUGUCCACCCCCCUCUCUCUCUGGUGGAUUUAGAUGGUGUGUGGGGAUAAGAGAGCUAAGAGCAAGCAAGCCCACCUCCCUGGCAAAAACAGCUUGGAGAGAGAGGAGGGGCUCACCAUUCCCAAGUGCCUCUUUCCAUCUGGCCCUCUGUGUCCAUUGGCUGUGGCAUGAGUACCACAUGACUUGAAGCUUCACUCUGAUUGGAAGGAUCAUCGAGCUGAAGUGCUGUAAGACCAGUGACCCUGGUUCGAAGUUUCAGAGUGCACAACAAGGUCAUCUCCAGCCAACUGCAUCUCCUCCAUGAGUGUCCCUCAUUCUUCCCUCACUCCCACCCCUUCAACAGCAUCUGCUGUUAGCAUUCAGGCUUUCUGAUUCCACCUCCCCAUCCAUGCCAGCUAGAGCUACAUAUACCUCCAUUUCUUUUUUCGUAAACCACAUUCACCAAGCAGGGACUCCUGUGUAAAGCGGAGACCAUCCUUGCUGACAGGCUCUGGGAAUGACUUCCCUGUUUGGCAAUCCAAUGCCAGGGAUGUGCUGAGGGACAGUCUUGUCAAGGCCCUCAAUACAUCCCUGGGAUUGGCUAACAGCGACCUUGAAAUUCGACAGAGGGAAGAGGGAGGUUGUUUUCCCAAACUGAUCUCGUCCCUCCAAAAAAAGUACAAUUCAUGAAAGGCGGCAUUGAAAGAAAAUGAACCACUUUCUUUUGUCCCAGGAGGGCUCAGGGUCCUGAGGCUUAGCCUCCCUGUCCUGGUAAGCGUAGGGUCCACUUGGAUCUCCCUAGCAUGAAUGUCAGAGAGUGAAACUGGGGAAGGUGUGUGGGGCCAAAUACAAUGACAUCCAUGUUGAAACAUCCUGACACAAGUCUCAAAUAAACAUCACCCGUUCCUCUUCCUCCCACCUUGGCAAGAACACACCUUUCUGUUCUCAGCUGAAGGUACGAAACCAAAAAUCAAACUAUUCCCUCCCCCCUGUAUUCCUUUCCAUCCCGUUCAAGUAAGAUUGCAAUUGGAAUUAUUCAGUGAAAUGGUGGCUAUCUCGACCUAUUCUGUGUGUUAAUGCCUGACUGUUAAGGGAGUGUCAGUGGAAUUAAACGGAGACAGGUUGCUGUGGCCUUGUUAAGGUACGUGAUCUACAGAAUAAUAACCCAUUGUGUCUUGUGCCUCUCAGUAAGUGUGUGGAGAGCAUACGCACAGAGACUGCACUAUAAAUCUUUUUUUGAAAAGCACUCGUACUGUGAUUUGGGGAAAGAUUAAAUCUCCACUGAUUCCUUGUGUUAAAUUGUUUUUUGUUAUGAUUUUGUGUUUUGUUUUUGCUUAUACGUGCAUUCAUACAUGUCUUGCAACUUGUUGCUAACAGCACGUUGCCUCAGAUGUACCAGAUUCCUGUAACAAAAGUCUUUGAUUUCAUUAAAACACAUUAAAGUUGCAUUGGCA
Messenger RNA from Hypanus sabinus (Atlantic stingray), 8187 nucleotides. RefSeq names its product RAB4B, member RAS oncogene family (gene rab4b). Lineage: Eukaryota; Metazoa; Chordata; Chondrichthyes; Myliobatiformes; Dasyatidae. Gene Ontology annotation, molecular function: GTPase activity; GTP binding. Gene Ontology annotation, biological process: regulation of endocytosis; Rab protein signal transduction. The record is from RefSeq and is a predicted model, not a curated record. The transcript is spliced from 8 exons. The coding region runs from base 136 to 777 and encodes 213 amino acids. Gene Ontology annotation, cellular component: endosome.